Physella acuta is the source of this 1529-nucleotide messenger RNA. Its product is annotated as kelch domain-containing protein 2. Gene Ontology annotation, molecular function: protein binding. Lineage: Eukaryota; Metazoa; Mollusca; Gastropoda; Physidae. The record is from RefSeq and is a predicted model, not a curated record.
CUACACGCACACAGUACUGCUGUCAGAACACACCAUUCUACACGCUGGAAAUUCAUUAAGAGUUGACGUACACUCUGUAACUAGUCUCCGCUUUCUGUAACCUACAACCAUGCUGAAUGGGACAGAUAACCAUGAAGAAAUAACUAUUGAAAUAAAAAAGGUGGCAAAUGAUGCCUUAGCAGCAUCAGGCUUCCAUUAUUCAGGACGAGAGGGGCAAAUAGCAUGCAGUGUUGGCAAUAAGGUGUACAUUUUUGGAGGUGUCGAGCAAGGUCAAGGAGAAGAGCCGAAAGAAACUAAUGACAUCAUAGUCUUCGAUUUAGCCACUUUAAAAUGGUCACAACCUCAAGUCACUGGUACAGUCCCUCCACCACGGUCUGCAGCUUCUCUGGUUGCUGUGGGGACAAAACUGUAUUUGUUUGGAGGACUGAGUCACAUGUCUGGAUGGUUUGAUGACAUUUUCACAUUUGAUACAACCAACAACUCCUGGUCAAUUUUGGACACAGAAGGAAUCAAACCCAGGGCUCGUGACAAGCUACAGGCAGUGGCUAUUGAUUCAAACAUUUACUAUUUUGGGGGAUUUGGACCAAAAUCAGAUGAAGCGGAAGCUGCAGAUCUGGAAGGUGAUGAUGAUGAAGAGGAUGAUAUUCCAGAGGCACAGGAUCAGGACGGUGCAGAAUUUGGUUGGUUUAAUGACCUCUACAUUUUAGACACAGUUACAUCCAAAUGGUCACAGCCUAUGCAGUUGAACUUAGGUGUCCCAACACAGAGAGCAGCUCAUGCCAUGUGUGCUAUAAAUAGACAUCUAGUCAUAUUUGGAGGUCGAGAUAUAGAAGAAAGACAGAAUGAUCUACAUAUAUUUAAUGUUGAUACGAGGAAGUGGGUAAUGGAUCUUAAUGCAGCAGGCCAGACCCCAGCCCCUAGGUCCUUCCAUUCACUGACCGCUGUGGGGGAAAGGGCUGUUCUGUUUGGUGGACGAGGAAGGAAUGAUCAGCAUUUUGACACUUUUGAUGUAUAUGAUUUUGUGAAGAGAGAGUGGCUACCUGUCAAGAUAGAGGGAGACAAACCAGCUGCUAGGGGACAGCACUGCUGUGUCACAGUGGGGGAUUCCAUAUUUUUAUUUGGUGGCUCUGGGAACUUUAGUCCUGAGACAAUGCAGUGCCAAACAUUCUACACAGAUGCCUUUCUCAUCAAAACUAAAAACUUUACAAAAGAAAGUGCUCAUUCAAAUGGAUUGUUAUCCUGAUGUCCGCAGUUUAAAAUAGGUUUGUUGGUUUUCUGCUCAGUCUCAUUUGGUUUGUUUUGAUAUGCCAAUUGGAAUGAAUGCAUCUGUCAAAGUAUAUUGAAUGCCUGUUUUGUUUAAUGAAUGUUGUAGCUGCCUUUGUUUUUCUUUUAUUGUAUCAUUUAUCUAUUCUUUAUGAUAUAUUUUUAUUAGAAAACUAAAUAGUAAUAAAACAAAAUAUAUUUAUAUAUUUUGGUUAGGUGUUGUUUUAAAGCAAAUUUGUUUAUAAGCCAUAAAUUAAAACUACAUU